CUUUUUGUCACCCAUUGUAGUCAUGGCUUUUCUUGGGCUUCCUCAUAUCAGGUUCCAACAACGCUCUUUUCCUGCCCUACUGAAUCUUUUCUCUCUCAUCGAAUCUCUAAACACUGUUCCAUACCCUUCCCCGUAAUCCAAGCGAACCAGCCGAAGUCAUCCUUCACAUACUGUAUCCCACAGCGAAGUACAAUAAAGCACAAAAUGGCAGCCAAUGUCUCACACGGACGUGGGGGUGCCGCGAACAUCGGACCGGACCCUAACACCUAUACUGACGGUGAGAUUGUCCGCGAAGGACCUGUGGGCAACCAGGGAGAUGGCCCGUAUUCAGCAGGACGAGGUGGCGCAGGCAACAUCGACCCCGAUGGGGUGGUAGCUCCUGGCGCCGCACCACACGAUGCGGAUAUCAUUCCGGAGCCUGCUCUGAGAGUGACCAAAGAAGAGUCUCACCACGUUGGACGAGGUGGUGCCGGAAAUGAAGCUCACGUACACGAGGAAAAGAAGCAUGAAGGCCUGGCAGACAAGAUCAAACAUAUCUUCAGCAAAGAUGGGAAGAAAUGAAAGUCAAUAGAGACUGGAGGAUAUGGUAAUGCAUUAAUGGAAGAUACCCACACCGAUUUUAUUUAGGCGAGAAAGAUGGGCGAAAAAUGAUGGUUGGCUGCAACGUUUACGACACUCAGCCUGAGAGAGAUGAAGUACGGAUAGUUUAUGGAGAAAUGAGAGAUCAUAUUGCAGACACUA
Molecule: messenger RNA, 741 nt
Organism: Exophiala xenobiotica
Lineage: Eukaryota; Fungi; Ascomycota; Eurotiomycetes; Chaetothyriales; Herpotrichiellaceae
Exons: 3
Coding region: 205-561 (118 amino acids)
Source: RefSeq, a predicted model, not a curated record